Cotesia congregata is the source of this 6633-nucleotide messenger RNA. The record is from the annotation of a GenBank genome assembly. NCBI's taxonomy places the organism in Eukaryota, Metazoa, Arthropoda, Insecta, Hymenoptera, Braconidae.
AUGCGGUUCAGCGUGGUUUUUAUCGGGUUACUCCUUCUUUUGGAAGUAUCUGCGAGACAAAAUGAAGAGCGCAACUAUGGAUCAUUUGGGAGACGCCCAUCUACUCAUCUUAGAUCGCCUCAGAAUAAUCGGCCGUCUUAUGCGACAGUCCCGAAUAAUCCAUCGCUGGAUAGAAGAAUUAGAAAUAGAAGAAUAAGUUUCAGAAGAAUUAAAUCAUGGCUCGAUCCCAGGCACGGUGUUCUCUUCAACCUAGAUACACCAGUUUAUUCGGUCAGAAAUACUAACAGGGCACUUCACCCUGAGAUUGAAGAAUACCCAAAUGUGUUCCGUCACGUGAUAUCAAAUUUGUAUGAAGAUAUUGCGAGUGCUUCAGUACCAGAAAUAAUCAAACGCAAUUAUUACAGGGCUUUGACUAAUAAUAUUCGAAGACCUGUACCUCCUCGUUUUCGGCGUCCACAAAUAUAUGUUCCAAAGACAAUCCCAUUCAAUAGAAACGGACGUUUAAAUAUAGUAUCUAUUACCAAUAAUAGUUUUGAUAGUUCAUUUACAUCAUCGCCUCGACCAAAACUAGUAACCCCAUCAAUAAUUCAUCCCGAAGUAUUGGUAAUCGUUGACUACGCGCUGUACAAAAAAUUUCACCGAAGUGUUUGGGAAUUAGUUAAUUACUUAAUGGGAUUUUGGAACGGCGUUGAUUUCAGAUUUCGAGAUUUUAACCACCCUCAUGUUAGAUUGAGUAUAGUUGGUAUUCUUAUUGCUGAGGAUGAAAAAGCUCUAAAUUACAUCUACAGAAAUCGUGAGGGUCGUGAUGCUGUGAACGGUAAUAAAUUAGUGAACGAUAAACGAUCAUGGUUGUAUGAACAAAGAGCCAAGUUUCCAUUUACAAGUUAUGAUAUUUCAAUUACAAUGACUGGGCUCAAAACCGAUAUGAAAGGCUUGGCCAGUAUAGCAGCAGCUUGUCGAGUAAAUCAUGAUACUAAAGUCGUAUACCAAACAGGAUUUGUUAGCGAUUAUGGUGGCUACGAUGCUAUCAUGGCGGCUGCUCAUGAAAUCGGUCAUUUAUUAGGAAUGACUCAUGAUAACAAAAAAGACGGUAAGUGUGGCUUCGACGAUGGCUACAUCAUGGCUCCGAUAUUGAAAUCCAAAAAUACAUCAUGGAGCUGGUCACCUUGUUCGCAUUCGGAUUUCGACAAUUUUAUCAGCUGGGAAAAUAAGACCUGCUUGUACAACAAACCCAGAACCAAUGGAGUAUUACCAAGACUACUGCCCGGAAAAUUGUUAGACGGCGAUGAACAGUGCAAAAGAGCGGGAUUCCUUAAAGCUGUACUUGACGAAAAAACGUGUCUUAAAUUAGAGUGCGUUGUGGAAAGUGGUGAACUUGAAGUUCAUCGUAUUUCUUCAGAUGGAGCUGCUGACGGGACUACUUGUGGCGAAGGAAAAAUUUGCCUUCGUGGACUUUGUCGACUGGAAAGAUCUCCGUUUGGAGAGCAUAUAAAAAUGUGGCUCAAUCCCGUUGACGGAAUAUUGGCAGGGGAAGAUUUGCCAAUUUAUACGCUUUCGAGUGAUCCUAAUAAUAGGAGCAAAGUUAAAACGGAAAAACAUGUUGGAUAUAUGAAAUACGCACUUUCAAAAUUAUAUGAAAACACACUGCACGCUACGACAUUAGCGAUUAAUUAUCAUCCAGACGGAAAAAAAAGCAUGACAGGUUUCAUAGGAAACUCCUACAUUCGUCCGGUACUGUCCGAAAUGAUAAACCAGGUAAAGAGGUACCGCAGAGCUUUAAACGAUACUGAUCAUCUUGAUAACAAGAUUUACCACAUAAUUCAAAAGAUACCUGAGUCCGAGCUCAAGAAAGAGUUACCAUUGAAAAUAAUAAAAUCAAGGUCCAGAAGGUCUUACCCAACAGUCCUUUAUCCAGAAGUACUAGUUAUCGUCGACUACAGCCUGAAUCGCAAAUUCGGGGGCAAUAUAAAGGAAAUCCUUGUCUAUCUAUUGUCGUACUGGAAUGGCGUCGACAUGCGAUUCCGAGGGAUUGAAAACCCUAAGAUAAGGCUAAAUAUCGCGGGAAUUAUGUUUGCUCAAGAUCCGUGGGGCCUGUCGUACAUUAAAAACUACAUUGAAGGGAACCGGGUCAAUGAUUACAUUUCAAAAAUCGAAUCCAAGGGACGUUGGUUAUACAGAAUGAAUUCGGUGAUUCCGAUUGACAGUUAUGACGUCGCUGUAACAAUGAUGACACAUAAGAUGUGCGAUUAUCAAGAAUGUGCAAUUUUGGGCGUCAGUCCAGUUGGAUCAGCUUGUCACGUGGAUCAUGCUCAUCAAACAAUGCACAAAAUUUUAAUUGUUCGUGACACUGGGGCUUAUGAAGGAAUUUCAUCUACCGUCCAUGAAUUAGGCCAUGCAUUUGGUAUGAACCAUGAUGGCCAAAUAAACAGAGGAUGUCCGAGCCAAAAUGGCUUCAUAAUGGCGCCCAGUGAUGUACACACUCUUCAACAAUUUGACUGGUCUUUAUGCUCGUUAAUUGAUCUUCAAAACUUUGUCAAAAUGAAUCCCAAAUGUAUGUUGAACAAACCUCACCAAGGAAAACAGCUGCAAAGAUUUUUACCGGGAAAACUAAUGGAUGCAAACAAGCAAUGCCAAAUGUUGAAUGCACUCAGAGCUUUUGUAAUCAAUGACAGUAUUUGUUUGCGCUUGCAAUGUGUUUUUGGAAUAAAUGCUUUGUUCUCGGAUUACUUGAUAAAGUCGCUACUUCCUCAAAUGUACGAAAACACUUUGUAUGCCACUACAAUUGCUGUUAACAAUCAUUCUCUUGGACAAAGUCUGGCAUCAAAAAUUUCAAGAUCAAAAAAUCUGUAUCCGAAUGUCAUAUACCCCGAAAUCUUGAUUAUAGCCGACUACAACUUUUUGAAAAAGUUUGAGAAAAUCGAAGAUGCUGUAAUGUAUCUUCUGACCUUUUGGAACGGUGUUGAUAUGAGGUAUAGAAGUUUAGAACAUCCAAAAGUUAGGUUAAACAUUGCUGGUAUUGUGGUUGCUCAGGAUCCAUUUGUUCUCCGAUGCAUGAAUAUAGUUAACGAAAAACUGAUGGGAUCUUCAAACAUUCUGAGUGCAAUGGGCAAGUGGUUGUACUUCAUGUACAAGUGGAUUCCAAUCACGAGUUAUGAUAUUGCAGUGACUAUGAGUCCAUUUGAGUUAUGUGAGUACGAAUCCUUGUGUGGUAUUCUUGGACAAGUUGCAGAAGUAGGAGCCGCUUGUCAUGUCUCAAAGAAGCAUCAGACAACAAAGAAAGUAGCAAUUAUUCGUGACAGGGCCGCUUUUGAUGGUGUAAAUACUGCAGCUCACGAAUUGGGGCACAUGUUUGGAAUGAUGCAUGAUGGUCAAUUCAACAGAAAGUGCAGUGAAAAGCAUGGUUUUAUCAUGUCACCGACGAAUCAACAUUCAAAGUACUCAUUUGAAUGGUCAAAGUGUUCUCUCACUGAUAUGCAGCGUUUCUUAACAAACUCAAGAGCAUCUUGUUUGGAGAACAAGCCCAAUCAGGGCAAAGCAAUAGAGCGAUAUUUACCAGGAAAAUUAAUGGACGCAGAUCAACAAUGCAAAUUUAUGAAAGCUGCAUGGUUGAAUCCUAUGGACGGAAUAUUAGCAGGCGACAAGACACCAGUUCACUUCUUGGCAGAAAAUCCUCAGAAUAGAUACUAUCCUAAAGUUCUUACAGCUAGAGAUGUAAGCUUUUUCAUGAAAUUCGUGUCUGUUAAUAAUCGAAAAAUUAAUUCUAACAUGCUUAAACAAAUAUUACCCAAAUUGUACGAGAAUCAUUUACACGCCACUACACUAGCAGUCAAUCGUCAUAGCAAUGGAAAACGGAAAGCCUUUACAAAUUCAAGUAGAUCUCGUAGAUCAAGUGAAAAUGAUGAAGUUAGGAUAUAUCCAGAAAUAAUCUAUCCCGAAAUUUUUGUAAUUGUCGACUACCCGUUAUUGAACCAAUUUAAAUCCCAAUGGAUAGAGUUGUUAGUUUAUAUUUUGACUUUCUGGAACGGAGUUGACCUGAGAUACAGAGAUAUUGUUCAUCCGAGAGUAAGAUUUAACAUCCAUAGCAUUGCUAUUUGUGUGAAACCAAAUGUACUUCCAUAUUUACAAGCGUAUGGAAAUGGACAAGGAGUAGAUGUUAAUCGUUCCUUAAAUGCUAAAGCUGAUUGGCUAAAACGUAUGACAAACGCUGAUGGUUGUAAUGUCUUAGGAGUAGCGAAUUUGAAAGGAGCUUGCACUAAUGAUAAUGUUGCUUUAGUGAAAGAUACAGGCGGUUUCGGUGGUAUAAUGACAACUGCUCAUGAAUUGGGACAUGCCUUUGGUAUGAAACAUGACGAUCAAGCCGAGAGAAAUUGUAAUGAUAAAGUGGGCAAUGUUAUGGCUCCGGUUAAGACUAAUACACCCAAUUCGUAUGUAUGGUCCUACUGUUCUCUGAGGGAUUUUCAAGACUUUAUAGUACAACACGGAGAUUGUUUGGAUAAUCCACCUGCUCAGCAGAAACCCUUAUAUAAAUUCAUGCCGGGAAUGUUGAUGGAUGCUAAUAAACAAUGCGAAAUGCUACUUGGACGUGGGGUAAAGGCUUAUCGGAUAGAUGAUAGCAUUUGUACUCAACUACAAUGUACGGCGAGAACCAACUAUCCGUUACCGGAAGCUGCUGACGGAACGACCUGCGGUCGAGGAAAAAUGUGCCUUCAUGGAUUAACAAUCUAUCCAGAAAUUCUUCUGAUUGUUCCUCUGACAUUAUCUCAAAAAAUUGGUAACGGUGAUGCAAAUAUACUUGCAUAUCUUUUGUCAUAUUGGAACGGAGUUGAUAUGAGAUACAGAAGUUUAGAGAAUCCAAGAAUUAGAUUGAACAUCGCUGCAAUCGUUUUUGCUGAGGAUCACUACGUUCUUCCAUACAUGACAACAGAGAAUUAUGUAAUGCAGGAUUCUGUUGGCAAACUUGAAAGGAAACGAAUCUGGCUGAAUGAGCUUCAUCGAUACUUCGCUCUUAAUUACGAUUUAGCUGUCACUAUGUUACCAUAUGUCAUGUGCGGUGACAAUGGAUGCGGAACAUUUGGACUAGCUUAUCCCGGAGGAGCUUGUUCGGUGUAUAAUAAAGUAGCUUUUGUGACAGACCGAGGCGCUUACGAUGGUAUUCAAUCAACCGCUCAUGAAUUAGGACACUUAUUCGGUAUGGUUCAUGAUGGCGAACAAAACAAAUGUCAAGAUAGCGAUGGAUACAUAAUGACCAGAUGGGAUAAAUAUUCAUCACAUUCAUUUGAUUGGUCACCGUGUUCCUUACAAAAAAUGGAUACAUUUUUAAAGAGUAAAGGCAGUUGGUGCUUAAAAAAUCAUCCUAAUCAAGGUAGAAAAAUACCUCGGUACUUGCCAGGAAAGCGGAUGGAUGCUAAUCAACAAUGUAAACAGUUGGUCAACGGUGUAGCGACUUAUAUUGGAGACUCUAUUUGCACUCAACUCAAAUGUUUGAUACAAUACAAUUUUGCUUUGCCUGAAGCUGCUGAAGGCACUGUUUGUGGAUACCGAAAAUUAUGUCUUCACGGAAAAUUUCCAGAAGUAAUCUACCCUGAAAUUCUCGUGAUCGUAGAAAAUAGCUUAAUGAGACUAAUGGGUGAAACUCCAGAUCAGCAGUUGCUGUAUGUUUUGGCAUUCUGGAACGGAGUUGACAUGAGAUACAGAACUCUAGCGAAUCCACGAGUCAGGCUGAACAUUGCUCAUAUCAUUUUCGCUGAGGAUAACGACGUUCUUACUUAUCUAAACCCACAAAACAGUCGCUAUUUUGUGCUAAACAACGACAAUGCCAUUGCCAAUCAGGGAAGGUGGUUGUACCAAAUUCAACGACAAGUUCCUCUUGCUUCUUACGAUCUUGCUAUAACCAUGCUUCCACACUUGAUGUGCGCGAAUAAUCCAAAUUCAUGUAAUACUCUUGGAUUCGCAGCUAUCUCUGGAGCUUGCUCUACAGAUUAUCAACACGGAAUUACAUAUAAGGUCGGUUAUGUCCUCGACAGAGGUGGUUACGACGGAAUCCAAACAGCUGCGCAUGAAUUGGGACAUUUAUUCGGUAUUCAGCACGAUGGCGAAAGAAACGGAUGUCAUGAUCAACAUGGCUACAUAAUGACUACAUUCGACAAAUUCACGCCUCAAGCAUUUGAUUGGUCACCAUGUUCGCUACAAUACAUGGAUCAAUACCUUAAGAGCGGAAAAGGAUGGUGUUUAUACAAUUAUCCAUUUUAUGACAAACCUUUCCAAAGAUAUUUACCAGGAAAACUAAUGGAUGCUAAUAGGCAAUGUAGGAUUUUGAGAAAAGGAUAUGCGACGGUUAUAGAUGACUCCAUUUGCACUCAAUUGAAGUGUAACGGUAUUCACACUGAUGUUCGUUUGCCUGAAGCUGCAGAAGGUACUCCUUGUGGUCAGGGACGAUUGUGCCUUCACGGAAGAUGUGAUUAUGAAAACGGUGUUAUAAUAGCUUCCGAGACAAUUAAGAUAAGUUAUUCUUCAGUUGAACGUGAGUGUGCUAUUAAUCUACUAAACUGUAUUUAUAAUGCUCGAAGAACUAUUGAUUUAACAGUUUCCUUCUACCGUUGUGACGAUAACUCUGAAAGUCUUGUGAUUUGCUAA